GUUCAGAUCGGUUUCGGUGCAACUACUGGGGGAGUCACCACGAUCGAGUUGCAUCCUCCUGCUGGGUUGGCCUGUCAAGUCCUCGACGCGGGCCACGUAACUCAUGAGUUGGACAAUAGCACAGCGCUUGUCAGUGAGCUGCCGCUGGCUGGGGGUGAGACGGCUCCCUUUGACGGUGACGUGCAGACUCUAUUUCUGCUGGACCGGAACCUUGACGGCUUCCCCGACUUCGUUCGAGGAGAGUUGGGUACUUCCGGGGAGGGCUCUUGGCUGACGUCGAUGGGAAUGACACACUGCCAGUACACGUUUGCAGCUGGCCAAAAGAUGCAUGCCGGGCAGCGGGUUUUCUUCGCUCUGCAAACGUUGAACCCACUGGAGCCCAUGACGCAGCUUUCUGCCUCUAAUCACUGGGAAGCGCGGCUAUCAAGCGCGGGCGAGCAGCUGUCGAGCACUACAUAUAGCCUCGCCUGGAACUUCAGUGCGUCAGCGGAUCCCAUGGAGUCAGACCUUUGGGUUUCGAACGUUGCUGUUUUGGAGAAGCUGUCUGCAACAAUGCAGCCGACCGUCUUCUCGGUGAACCGCCAGAACAUCCUGAACGUUUUCAUAUCCUUGGUCCAAGACCUGGGCCCCAGCGGCACCAUCGUGAUCGAUGCGCCUGUGGGCUUCGACUUUACGG
Messenger RNA from Symbiodinium necroappetens, 676 nucleotides. The record is from the annotation of a GenBank genome assembly. NCBI's taxonomy places the organism in Eukaryota, Dinophyceae, Suessiales, Symbiodiniaceae.